This is a messenger RNA of Nanorana parkeri, 642 nucleotides long. Its product is annotated as pre-miRNA 5'-monophosphate methyltransferase-like. NCBI's taxonomy places the organism in Eukaryota, Metazoa, Chordata, Amphibia, Anura, Dicroglossidae. Gene Ontology annotation, biological process: negative regulation of pre-miRNA processing; miRNA metabolic process. The transcript is spliced from 2 exons. Bases 1 to 633 code for a protein of 210 amino acids. The record is from RefSeq and is a predicted model, not a curated record. Gene Ontology annotation, molecular function: RNA methyltransferase activity; O-methyltransferase activity. Gene Ontology annotation, cellular component: cytoplasm.
AUGCAUGCCGUGGCCUCCAUUUACGUCAAUGGGACACCCAGCUGUCAGUCUGCAGAUGGACUUUCCGGUGAAGAGCUCAGUGUUGGUUUAUUUAACCAUCUGUUACAACCAAAGGGGAGCUCAGAGGCUCUUCAAGAUGUCCACUUCUUGUGCUGUGACAUUGACCCUGAUUUGAUCAGCAGAGCUAAGACUGGAAACCCCUUCCCCGAUUCCCUCACGUUCUCUUCUCUAGAUAUCAUGGACCCCUCUUCACUGGACAUCUUACAGAACUUCUUGAACAAGUUUGGCCAAGCCAGGUUUGACAUUGGAUUUUGUAUGUCAAUAACCAUGUGGAUCCAUCUAAAUCACGGUGACCAGGGGCUGGUGCAAUUCCUCAAGAAGCUAACGACGCUGUGUGACUAUUUGCUUGUAGAGCCUCAGCCAUGGAAGUGUUACAGGUCAGCAGCCCGACGUCUGCGGAAGCUGGGGAGACAAGACUUUGAUCACUUCCACACACUGGCCAUCCGUGGUGACAUGACAGAACAAAUCAUUAACAUUUUGGCCAGGCACUGCAGUAGUGAGCUUGUUCAUCGUUUUGGUAACACAAGUUGGGAUCGAAGUCUGUUACUGUUUAAAAACAGAUCAACAAAAUGACCUGGCUAG